This is a messenger RNA of Hypomesus transpacificus, 749 nucleotides long. Its product is annotated as low-density lipoprotein receptor class A domain-containing protein 1-like. The record is from RefSeq and is a predicted model, not a curated record. Bases 1 to 735 code for a protein of 244 amino acids. Gene Ontology annotation, molecular function: protein binding. NCBI's taxonomy places the organism in Eukaryota, Metazoa, Chordata, Actinopteri, Osmeriformes, Osmeridae. The transcript has 6 exons.
AUGGUCUUUAUGGGCAUGUCUAAGCUGGCAAAGGGGAGACUGUUUGUAAAUGCAAUCAAAUCCAAUACAUAUUACCUGUUGCUCCAUUGCUGUAUUAGCAAAAUAAAGUGUUUAAUUCCCUUUUUAAAGCAGAGAGCUUUUGUUGACGAUUCUUUCGAAUCAGCAGAGGAGGAUUGCUGUGGAGAUUGUGAUGGUUGCCAGUGUUGUAGCAGAAGAGCUAUCUGUAUCUCCUCUGUUGUACUACUGGUUCUUGCCCUGGCAGUGGUUGGUGUCAUUCUCACUUUAAUCUUUGGUGUUCCAAAACGUCCUCCUGUGAAUCGUGCCUGCAGGACAGCAGACAACAGGACAGGGUUCUUGUGUGAUGACCGAGUGACUUGCAUCCCACCCUCUGAUCUGUGUGACGGGGCUGUGAACUGUCAGAGCGGUGCUGACGAGGACAAAGACAUGUGCAGUGAUCUACCUGACAGCCUUCCAGCAGGUCUAGUGUUUCGAUGUGGAAACCCUCAGUUUUGGAUCUUUAUUGACAAAAAAUGUAAUCACAUCAAUGACUGUGGGGACUGCUCCGAUGAGAUCGGAGUCUAUGCUGGAUGUCCACCCACCUGUAGGGUAGGAUGGUGGUUCUGUACCCCAGUGGAAUUCCAGUACUGCAAUUGCAUUCCUCGUAGUUUAUGCCGAAAUGGCCAGCAGAACUGCUUUGAUUGGUCUGAUGAGUACAUCUGCCCUAAACCCAGCUAGCCACUAUGCACCUG